CCUUGAUUGUGUAAAUCUGAGACCCUACUUCAGUAUUCCUGAUGGAGAGAUUCAAGUCUCAAGGUCAGGGGAAUGUUAACCCAGCAUUUGAUACAACACCGGAUGACCCACGUUUUUAUGUGGAGACCUCUUUCUCGAAUAACUACUCAGAUGAGGGACACCGAGCGAUUCGACCGUCAGUGGCCAGCGCCUUUGGUCAUGAUACGUUGGACCGAGUGCCCCAUAUUGACUUCUACCGUAAUGCAGGCAGUGUGAGUGGCCAUCGAGCUGUGCGACCAUCUCUACAGGAGCUCCAUGAUGUGUUUCAAAAGCAGAAUGGCACAAUUUCUGUGCCUGACACUGUGGACGAUGAUGGUGAGGGGAGCUCCGGAACUCCUUCUAUGGAUGCAGAGUCUGUCAUGCAACCUGAAAACAUGACCGGAGGCGUAAAGUUUGGCUGGAUAAGGGGUGUUCUGGUAAGAUGUAUGUUGAACAUCUGGGGUGUCAUGUUGUUCAUCCGUCUGUCCUGGGUGUUCGGACAGGCUGGCUGGGGUCUGGGAACAGUGGUUAUUGGUCUGAGCUGUGUGGUAACCACCAUCACAGGUCUGUCUAUGUCUGCUAUUUGCACAAAUGGUGUGGUAAGAGGAGGUGGAGCAUACUACAUGAUAUCUCGAAGUUUGGGCCCAGAGUUUGGUGGCUCCAUUGGUUUGAUAUUCGCCUUUGCCAAUGCGGUUGCUGUAGCCAUGUAUGUGGUGGGAUUCUCUGAGACUGUGGUUAGUUUGAUGAAGGACCACAAUGUGCUCAUGGUGGAUGAACUGAAUGACAUCAGAAUCAUUGGGUGCAUUACAGUAGUGUUGCUAUUGGGCAUAUCUGUUGCUGGAAUGGAAUGGGAGGCUAAGGCUCAGAUUAUUCUGCUCAUUAUCUUGCUUGUGGCCAUAGUAAAUGUGUUUGUGGGAACAUUCAUUCCUGCAACCCCCGAAAAGAAAUCCCAAGGGUUCUUCAAUUACGACUCAACAGUCUUCUUAGAGAACUUUCCUCCAGCCUUUAGAGAUGGAGAGACCUUUUUUUCAGUAUUUGGCAUAUUUUUCCCAGCUGCAACGGGUAUCCUGGCUGGAGCCAACAUCUCUGGUGACUUAAAGGAUCCCCAAAAAGCCAUACCUAAAGGCACCCUGCUGGCCAUCUUGAUCACUGGUAUUACCUACCUGGGUGUGGCCCUUUGUGUCUCUGCCACUGUUGUCCGUGACGCCACAGGAAACUUAACAAGUGCCUUCAACUUAUCUGGAGUACCAUGUGAUGGUCCAGCUGUGGCUGCCUGUAACCUUGGGUAUAAUUUCUCUUCCUGCAGCGUAGAGACCUGUGACUUUGGUUUGAUGAACAAUGUUCAGGUGAUGACCAUGGUGUCUGGCUUUGGUCCUCUCAUCAUUGCUGGAACGUUCUCAGCCACUCUUUCUUCAGCCCUGGCUUCUCUUGUCAGUGCUCCUAAAGUCUUCCAGGCACUGUGCAAAGACAACAUCUAUAAGAUCCUGCACUUCUUUGCCAAAGGAUACGGCAAAAACAACGAGCCCAUCCCUGGCUACAUCCUCACAUUUUUCAUUUCUGUGGCCUUCAUUCUUGUCGGUUAUCUGAACACCAUUGCUCCUGUCAUCUCAAACUUCUUCCUGGCUUCAUAUGCGCUCAUCAAUUUCUCUUGCUUUCACGCAUCUUAUGCCAAGUCUCCAGGGUGGAGACCAGCGUACAAAUACUACAACAUGUGGCUGUCCCUGAUGGGUGCAAUCCUGUGCUGUGCUGUUAUGUUUGUUAUCAACUGGUGGGCUGCUCUUCUCACAUAUGUCAUUGAAUUCCUCCUCUACAUAUAUGUGACUGUGAAGAAACCAGAUGUGAACUGGGGCUCAUCCACACAGGCGGUGACAUUUGUGAGCGCAGUCAGUAACGCUUUGUCUCUCUGUGGGGUCGAUGAUCAUGUCAAAAACUUCAGACCUCAGAUAUUAGCAUUAACAGGUUCAGCACGGACCAGACCAGCAAUGCUCGACUUGGCUCACUCCUUCACAAGGAACUAUGGACUCUGUAUAUCCUGUGAAGUGAUUGUGGGCCUGAAGUCAGAAGCCAUUCAAGACAUUAAUGCUGCUAUGGAGAAGAACCUGCUUUGGCUUCGGAAAACAAAACGAAAAACAUUUUAUACUACUGUGAGCAGUGACAACUUGAGAGAGGGAGCAAAUUGUCUGAUGCAGGCUGCUGGUCUCGGCCGUAUGAAGCCAAACACUCUCAUGAUUGGUUUCAAGAAAGACUGGAGGACUGCUACUAAAGAAGAGGUGCUGCUUUAUGCGGGAGUGCUGCAUGAUGCAUUUGAUUUUGAGUAUGGCACAGUGAUGCUGAGGAUGGAGCCGGGGCUUGAUGUGGGACACCUUGUAGAGGAAGAAGAGGGCAUGCUAAAGGCAGCAAAGGAGCAAGAGGAGCUGGAGAAAGAGAUGAUGCCAAACGGGGGUAAAUCAAAAGGACUGUUUCGGAAAUCCAGGAACACAUCUCAGCAAGUACUCACCACCAGAGUGUCUGUGUGUGGGCCUCCGCCCCCGCAGGUGGCUAAACUGAAUGAGAGGCUGAUGGAGGCCAGCACUCAGUUCAAGAAGAAGCAGCCUAAAGGCACCAUAGACGUGUGGUGGCUGUUUGACGACGGAGGUCUUACCUUGCUGCUGCCCUACAUCCUGACCACCAGGAAGAAAUGGAAGGAAUGUCGACUGAGGGUCUUUAUGGCCGGCCAACCAGGACGCAGUGAGCUGGACAAACAGGAGAUGAAGUCUCUGUUGAAUAACUUCCGAAUUGCCUGCAGUGAUAUCAACGUUAUUGAUGACAUCCAUGUGAGACCCAGCUCUGACAGCUUGAAGAAGUUAGAUGACAUGAUUGAGCCUUUCCGUCUGAAAGAGGGAUCUAAAGACAGCAUCCAGGCUGAGGCCAUGCGGAAAGCGCAUCCCUGGAAAAUCACAGACGAACAGCUGAGCACCUUUGAAGAAAAGACAAACCUGCAGGUGCGACUGAAUGAACUGCUUCAGGAACAUUCCAAAUCAGCCAACUUGGUUGUCGUGAGCAUGCCCAUUGCUCGUAAGGAAUCUGUUUCUGACUUCCUGUACAUGGCCUGGCUGGACAUUCUGACACAGAACCUUCCACCCACCCUGCUCAUUAGAGGAAACCACAAGAGUGUGCUAACGUUCUACUCUUGAGCACCCAAUGGGAUUUAGAAUUCAUUAUUAGCACUAAUAUGGAUG
This is a messenger RNA of Thalassophryne amazonica, 3236 nucleotides long. RefSeq names its product solute carrier family 12 member 1 (gene slc12a1). The record is from RefSeq and is a predicted model, not a curated record. Gene Ontology annotation, cellular component: membrane. Gene Ontology annotation, biological process: cell volume homeostasis; sodium ion homeostasis; chloride ion homeostasis. Bases 42 to 3191 code for a protein of 1049 amino acids. NCBI's taxonomy places the organism in Eukaryota, Metazoa, Chordata, Actinopteri, Batrachoidiformes, Batrachoididae. Gene Ontology annotation, molecular function: sodium:potassium:chloride symporter activity. The transcript has 27 exons.